Protopterus annectens (West African lungfish) is the source of this 18079-nucleotide messenger RNA. RefSeq names its product golgin subfamily B member 1-like. Gene Ontology annotation, cellular component: Golgi apparatus. The record is from RefSeq and is a predicted model, not a curated record. NCBI's taxonomy places the organism in Eukaryota, Metazoa, Chordata, Ceratodontiformes, Protopteridae. Bases 135 to 14240 code for a protein of 4701 amino acids. The transcript is spliced from 25 exons.
GUCGCGGUAAAAUUUUGCAAUUACGAAAAAAAAUUGAGGAACUGGAAUCACAAGUUUCACAAAAAGAUGCAGAGUUACAGCAAAAAGUCUCUGAACUGGAAGCACAGCUUCAGCGUGGAUCUGAAAUUGAUGCCAUGCUAGUUGAGAAGGAUAGAAAACUGGCAGAGAAGGAAGCUUACAUCAUUGAACUUCAGCUUGCAACUGCAUCUGACAGCCAUGUUCAGCGUAUUGCUUCACAUCAAGGAGAUGGUCAGGAUCUGUCUUCUGAAAACAGUGCUGCAGAACAAGGCAUGCAGGCUUUGAUUCAGAAUUUGACAAGAAAGAUUGGUGAUAGUGAAGAAAGGUGCAGUCUUCUCCAGGAGCAGGUUGAAAGCUUAAAAAAUCACCUCACCAGGGAAAAGGAACAGUUCCGGGAAAGGGAAGCCAUGUAUGCAGAAAAUAUACGAGUGUUUCAAGAAAUUAUACAGAAAAAAGAGCAGGAAUUGAUGGAGCAGGCCCAGAAACACGAGCAGGAGCUUUUUAAACUUGCUGCGAAAUCUGAUGCUAGUGCUGACUUGGAACAGUUGCUGAAGGCCCUGAAACAGAAGUUACAUGAAAAGGAAGAGGUGCUUCAGGCCCGUGCUCAGGUGGUGGAUAUGAUGCAGAAGGAACUAGAUAGCAGAGAUCUACAAAUAAAGGAAAUGGCUGAAAAGGUGAAACGUGCUCAACUGGAAAAAGAUGAUCUGCAGUCAAAACUGGAAGCUGAGAAACAUGUUAUGAGAGCUCAAAUUAGGGACUUGAUGGAGAAGCAUAGUAUGGACUUAAAAAACAUUACACAAAAGCAUAGUGCAGAGCUGCAAGACAUUAGGGAAAAACAUGAAACAGAACUUUCAGAGAAAGAUCAAGCUCUGCUGCAGCUUCAACAACAGGUUCAGAGUCUGAACAGUGGGAAUGGUCCUGCACCAGAAAACUGUGGCCCUGUGGAUCGUACAGUACAGCAAAAGAUGGAGGAACUAGAAGAUCAGGUGAAACUAAAAACUAUGGAUGCGAGCAGAUCUGAGGCUAAACUCCUGAAAAUGAAAGCUUGGUCCAAAUCUAGAAUCAAACAACUGGAGGAUGAGCUAAAGGCUGCAAUGACUUCCAGCAGUACUGAACUGGAAUCCUUGAAGAAUCACAUUGUUGAACUGGAGAAAGAAAAUGGAGAGAUGCAGUUAAAGCUAGAAGAGCUUCCUCAUCUUAUGAACAUAAACCAAGAACUUCUGGAAAAGUUGGAAAUCUAUGAGGAACAGCAGAGAAAAAUACAAGCAGAUCUCGAACAAGUUACAAAAAGAGCGGCAUCACAGACAAGUGAAUCUGGCAGUGUGGAAGAACUGCAGGGGCAACUGUUUGAGUGGCAGGAAAUAAACGCUGAUCUGCAAAUCCCACAAGAUGAAUUGAGGGAAGAAAAGUCCAGCAUGGUUCUACGAAUGGAACAUAUUGACGAGGAAAGAGAAGCCAUAAUCUCAGGGCAGCAGGAGCUGGAGGAGGAACUGGCCGGAGUUCGAAGUUCCAAGCAGCGAAGUCGAAGAAAAAGGACAAGGAACAUGAGACAGUGUGAGGAUGGGGAAUAUGAAUAUGAUGGAAGACAGCACUAUCCAGAUUCUGGUAACCUAAUGGAAAGCACAGAUUCAGGAGAAGGGGAGAAUAUGGGAGGUUGGUGGCCUGAGUGCACUUCACCUAAUGCAGGACUCCGGGCUCUGGUAGAAGAAUUGGAAAUGGAAAGGAAUCGCUUGCAAGAACAAAUCUUUGCACUUGAGGAGCACUGCCAGGACUUGGAGGAUCGAUUGCAACUUCAGACUAAGAUGGAGUCUCUCCAGUGUGAGAAUGAACGAUUGCAAACCCAACUAUCUCAGCUGCGUUCUCAACAAACUCGAGAUUCAGAGAAGCACCAGCAGAUGAUUUUCAGCUUAAACGAACAGCUAAAAGGAAUAAGUGACAAGAAAGAUCUUCUUCACACAUCUCUUGCGGAAAAAGAGCAGUCAUUGUCAGAAAUUUCUGAGAAGCUGGAGCAAAAUGAAAAAGUUAAGGAAAUGCUUCAUGAAAAAGAAAUUAUAAACCGUGAACUUGGGGAAACGCUUUUACAGACAGAUCUAAAAUUGGAUGAAGUUACCAAGAAGCGUGAUGCGUAUGAAGCAGAAUGUGCUGCCUUGAAAGUUACAGUUUCUGAGUUGAAUGAAAAAGUAACAUUACUCAAAGAAAAGGCAGUGAAACAAGAAACUACAGCAGAAAAAUUGCAAAAGGACUUGGACCAAACCAAUGAUGAACUAGAUAGACUCAAUUCAAGUCAUUUGGAGGAGAGGGCUCAGCUUAUAAAUGACCUUCAAAGCUGUGAGAGAGAGAUGGACAGCCUUAAAGAAAUCGUUGUGGAUAAAGAUAAGGAAAUUGCUGCCUUGACUGCAAAUGUAUCCGAGUAUUCUGAACAAAUUAUUGUGUUACAGCAGUGUAUUAAGCAAAAAGAACAACAACUAGGAGAAAUGGAAGACGUUUUGUCUAAGAUGGAAUGUGAGCUUCAUUUGCAUAAAGAAAUGCAGACUUCUGGAGCAGAUAAUAUGAAAACAACAGUCUCUGCUCUAAAUGAGGAACUUCAUGAGCUAAAAUUAGAAAUAACUCAUGCAAUAGACCAGAGAGAAUCAAAAUCCAAAGAAGUGGAAGAACUUAUGAAGCAAAUCGAAGAAAACAAUGAAACAAUUCAGAACCUGCGUUCUGAAAUUCAAAAACAGAUUGUGAUGCAUAAGAACCAUACAGUGCAGUGUGAAGCUCAGAUUUCUUCCCUUAAAGACCAGAUCAGCAUUGUAGCUCAAAAGCAUGAAGAAAGGAAUACUAGAAACAAGACAGAAAUUCAGGAUCUGAAAAAACAGGUUAAAGAAAACAGUUCUGCCAAAGACAAAGCAUGUAUGUUACUGAAGAAGGAUGAAAAAUGUCUAAGUUAUGAGGAAGAAUUAAAGUCUACAAAAGAUCAGUACAAUACCAUUGUUGAAGAAAUUAAGAGAAAAGAUGAAGAGUUGUUCCAGUUAAGAAAACAAAAUGCUGAACAUAUUGAACAAUAUGAGAUAGUUAAAAAGGCAUUAGCAGAGAAAACUCAAGUUGCUGCCUUGCUAGAAGAGAAGAUUUGUGUUCUUCUGAAGGAAGUUGCAGAUGCAAAACUGAAGCUAGAAGAUGGACUUCAGGUCAGGAAAGCACAGUGCGAGAGGUUACAGGAACAAGUGAAUGAAAAGGCUGAAUCAGUCAGCAGACUGGAAAGUGAACUCAUAAUCUUGAAGGUGGCAAAUGAGGAACUUCAGAAAAAACUCGAAGAAAAGGAAAAGCACCUUGCAGAGCAAGUUAAUCUGGUUGUAGAACAGAACAUGAAAUUUAUGGAACAUUCUCAAUCAAUGGAGACAUUGGAAAACAAAACACAAACAUUAACUAGAGAUUUGGAAACUUUAAGAAAAAAGACAAGUGAAAUGGAGCAUGACCAUGAAAAUCAGUCUCACCUUACAAGAGAACUGCAAACUAAAAUAGCUGUAACGGAGCAGAAAUAUUUAGAGUAUCAGGAAAGAAAUAUUGAAUUGCAUAAAAACAAUGAAGAUCUGCUUUCAAAGACUGAGCAACUGCCUGUGAUUAUAAAGCAAAAGGAAAGUUCAUUUGCAGACCAGCUAAUGCAGAAAGUUGAUGAAUGCCAUAGUUUAAAGAUGGAACUUUCUGAACUUAAAAAUAAAGGCAAUCAUUUGCAAGAGCAGUUGCAGUCAUUGAAAACACAGCUUGAGCAAGUUCAACGUGAAAUCACAGGAAACUGUGAUUUGUUUAACAGUGAAGAUGUUGAAAACAGUGAUGUAGUCCAUAGUCAUAAUCAACAGCAGGAUAUUUUCUGUUUGCUGCAAAGACGGAUAGCUUCAUUAAAAAGGAACUUUGAAGAAAAAGACAGAGAUUUGCAGGAAAAAUUCUUGGAGUAUGUUGGUAGUCAAGAACGCGAAAAGCAGAAUCAAGCCAGCUUGGUCAGAUUAGAUAAUGAAGUCCAGGCACUAAAGAAUGAAAAUGAAAAUCUGAACAGAUAUUUACAAGAAAAAGAGUCUGCCUUAGAAAUUAGUUUACACAAGAUCAGUGAUCUUGUUAGGCAACUUGACCAGGAGAAAGAAGAAAAUGUUGUACUAAACAGCAAGUUUGAAACCGUAAGUGUGGAAGUCAAAAAACUCAGGCAGGCAAAGGAUGAAAUUGGUGUUGCGUUAAGUAACAAGACAAGUGAAUAUGAUGCUCUCCAGUCUCAGACUUCACAGUAUCAGUCUUCAGCUGCAGUUUUGCAAGAUCAAAUUUUAAUAAUCAGCUCUGAAAAGGAAAAGCUGAAAAAUGAUCUUGUUGAAAUUGGCACUGAAUUAAAUCAGAAGUCAAAUGAGAUUAUAUCUCUUCAGUUGCACAUUUCCCAGCAGGCUGGAGUCAUACUUUCACUUAAGGAGGAAAUCAGUAAUCUAAAGUUAGAAAAAAAGAACGUGACUACUCUUUUGCAGGAGAAAGCAGCAGCAGAAGUAUGUCAAAAGGAGCAGCUGCUUCAGCAGAUGCAGCUGAAGGAAACUGAAGACAAACGCACCAUCCAGCAAAUUGCGGGUCUUGAAAAUCAACUUAAGGACAUGGUUUGUGAAAAUGCACAGCUGAAGCAUGCUUUACAGGAAAAAGAUAUUUCACUAGAGCAGCAAAUCAGAGAAAUAAAACUACUAAGAGAUAAAGCAGAAGAAAUUACAAUAUUGAAGGUUCAGCUGAUAGAGAAUAUGGAAAUGAUCUCUAAACUUCAGAAUGAACUACAGAACAUGAUCAGGAAAUCAGAAGAUUUACAGUGUCACCUUGCAGAAAAAGAGGCAGUCUUAAAAGAAAAGGAAGAUCAACGUGGAGACUGGGAGUCAAAACUUUCAGAAAUGGAAAAUUUAGAUGCUGAGCUGAAAAAGCAAGUACAUUCUUUGAAUUACGAAGUUGACACAUUAAAAGCUGCUGUUUUAGAAAAGGAUAAGGCUGUCAGGACUUUAAGUGAAAAUACAUCAGUGUCUAUGGGAGACCUGCAGUUAAAACUGCAGACUAAAGAAGCUGAAUGUGAAAUCUUAUGCCAGCAGGUUGUAGAGCUUAAAGAGACUACAUCGAAUCUGCAAAAUGAAGUAAAAAAUCAUGAAAGUGAUAUUAUUCAAAUUAGAAAAAAACUUUCUGAAAGGGAAGUUUCCAUAGUAGAACAAGCAGAGCUAAUUAAGCAGCAAGAAGAAAAAGCAAGCCAAAUGGAGCUCUAUAAGUCUCAGUAUGAAGAAAGCAAACAAAUGAUUUCUCACCUACAGAAACAGAUCUGUGACAUGACCUCAUCAGUGAAAACUCUAGAAACCUCAAUCCAAGAGAGAGAGAAUGCAUUUUCAGAUCUUCAGGAAAAAUAUGCUGUACAGGCAGAAACAUUGCAUGACCUCCGUGCAGUACUUGCAAUAAAGGAAGCUUGCCUGUCAGAAUUGAAGUGCUGUUGUGAUGAAAAAGAUGCCAAAAUACAUCUUUUGGAGACCAGUGUUAGUACAGAGAUUGCCACACUUAGAAAAAAUCUUGAAAUGAGUCAGCUGUCCUUGAGAAACAGCACUGCCCUUCUGGAGCAGAAAGAUAAUGACCUUGCAACCCAACAGCAUAAGUUAAAGUCAUUAAUGUCUGAACUGCAUCUGGUAAACUCGGAAUAUAAGAAAGCAGUGGAGCAAAUAAAUAUGUUGAAGCAGAACAUGCAGGAAAAAGAUGCUGCUUUGCAUUCUCUUAAGGCAGAUUAUGCAUGUCAGAUGGAGAGUGUUCAGAACCUUAAAAAAGAUUUGGAGAAUGUAAAUCAGACAGUUUCCCGGGAAAGACAGGAAAAAGGCAUUUUAAUUGAGAGCCUUCAGCAGCAACUUGAUUCCAUAGCAAAUGAAAAAGGAGGUUUAAAAAAAGCUAUUGAUGAUCUCCGUGCUGAAAAUGAGGUUAUUGAAGCUGUGCAUAAGAAACAGUUGCAGCAACAGUCAGAAAAUCUGCAGAUGAUUUGCAGAAAAAUAGAAAGUAGCAAGAUUGAUGCAGAGGAAGAUGGUAAAGUAAUGCUGAAACAGAUGGAGUUUGAAAAGGAAGAACUUGUGAGCCAGGUUAGUGUUAAGGAUGAAGAAAUUGCUCAGUUAAAAAUACUCCUUCAGAAAACAGAUCAGAGGUUGCUAGAAUUUGAAAGUAGACUAGCUGAUCAAGACAAGGAAGUACAUCAAAAUGUGAUUCUUACUGAGCAACUGAGCAAUUUGGAAAAAGAUGUGACAUCAAAGGAUGUUAAAAUUGAGGUUUUGAAGGAAGAAUUGGAUAAAUUGCAGAAAAACUUUACUCAGACUAUAUCUGCACUGCAGAAGACUGAGGAAGUCCUAAAAGAAGAAAAAAGUUUGGCAGUCUCAGAAAGUGCUCAGCAAGUUACCAGAAUGCAAAACCAGCUGGAUAAACUUGAUACUGACAGGUUGAACAAAGAGAUGGAAGUUACAGAGUUAACAAAGUUGCUUUUAGAAAAGGAAAAAGAGCUUAAAGAUUUAAGACAGGAUAACUUAGGUCUCCGAAGCAUAUCAGAUGUGACUGAGACUAUGUCAGAAAAACUUAAGCACUUUGAGGAAGAAAAUCAUUUUCUUCAAAAUGAAUUAAUGCAAUCCAAUUCAAGGCAAUCAGAAACUGAUUCUCUUAGAAAUGAGGUAUCAUAUAUGAAAGAAGCCCUUUGCCAGCAUCAGAUUGCUUUAUCUGAAAGAGAUGAGUCUUUGAAAAAGGUAAAUGAAGAAGUAGUGCAGUUAAAACACAAACUGGAAGCAUCAGAAAGAGAGGUCAACAUUACUUCAGAAAAAUUGAAUGUUGAAGAAAAAAUGCAUCUUGAACAUCUCAAAGAUUGUAGGAAGAGCGAAGACCUUAUUCAGAGCCUAACUUUAGAAAUUGACCAGCAGAACAACUCAAUUAUUUCCUUGAAUCAGCAGCUAAAAGAAAAGGAUAUUUCAUUCGCUCAUAUUAAUGAUUCUUUGUCCAGUAAAAUUACUGAGAUUUCAGAAGAGAAGGUGCAGUUAGUUGGCAAAUUAGAGGUUCUGGAGAGUGUCCACUACUCUUCUGGUGAAGAAAUACAACACCUAACAUUAAAACUGGAAGAGUGUCAAAAUAAGAUGGAAAAACAGCAAUCUCUGUUAAAUUCAAGGGAGGCAGAUUUCCAGUCGGUGCUAAGUGAAAAAGAGCAAAUGAAUGUGCAGCUGGAGAAAUUGGGCAAAGAGAGGGACAAUCUAAAAAAGAAGCUGAAUGCUGUGCUAAUAGUAAGAAAAGAUCUAAUGAAAAAAAAUGAGAAUUUAGAAAAGUGGAAGUCAGAUGCAGAAGAAUUAAUGAAUCAGGUGCAUGAUUUAUCAUCUAAAUUAACUUCUGCUGAAGUAAAGGUUAAAGAGCAGGAAUCCAUUGUCAGUAUUCUGAAACAGCAGCUUUUAGAAAAAGAAAAUGACAUCAGCAUCAUUAGUGAACGCCUGUCUGAGAAAGAGUCCAGUUUAGAAAAAUUGCAGAAUGAGAUCAGAAAUAUUAAUCAGCUUGCAAUGGAAAAGGAUAAACAGCACAGAGAGUUUUUGCUUGUUAACAAAGAAGCUGAAAUCAUGUUUGCUGAAAAAGAAAAAACAUUAAAAGGUGAAGUGGCAGAGUUAAAAACAAGUGUAGAAAAACUUAAAAUUGAACUGUCUAGCAAAGAACAGCUUGUGAAGAAAGCAGAAAAUGAAUUAAUGGCACGGUCUUGUAUUACUAACAAAGAAAAAGGAGAUGGAAGUAGUUUGGCAAAGGAUGAAGAAAUGUUGAAGAAAAACCUUCAAGUUUCAUUUUUGUGUUCAGAAGGUAACGCACAGAAUAUGCAAGAGAAAGGUACACAGCAGACCAAAGACUAUGAUCAGCUUUCAGCCAGUUACAGUGAAACUCUGAAAGCAUUAGAAGUUGCACAACAGCUGGCCAUGUUGCAGCAAGAAUACCAGGAGAAAUGUAAAGCAUUUGAAUCUAAAGAAGCAGAUUUUUCUGUAAUGGUUGAUGAAAAAGAAGCAUUAUUACGUGAGAUGACCAUCACAGUACAAGCCAGAGAUUCUGAGACAGAGAAAUUGAAACAUAACUUUAGUCAACUGUCGAAAGAGCACAAGGAAUUGCAGACUGUUUGUGAAAACAAAACAGUACAACUUCUACAGAAUGUCCAUGAAAUUACAGAGUUGAAACAUUCAUUUCUCAUUCUAGAGAAGCAACAUGAAGAAGAAAAAAAUGCUUUGGUUACAGAGAUUGAAAAACUAGAGAGACAGAUUAAACAUUUUGCUUCAGAGGCAGAUAGCUGUAAUAAGUCACUGGAACAUUUUCAGCAAGAGAGAGAGAGAGAUGAUAAAAUGACAGAAAUUGAGCUUAUGUCAUUAAAAGCAGAAUGUAUCAAGAUUAAAAAGGACUUGGAACAGACUAGUAUCCUUCUUGCUGAAAGGGAUGAAGAAAUUAAAAAGCUGAUCACCACCACUUCUAAUCUGCAGUCAGAGUUUGAUGGGGAGAAAUCAGCCUUGAUUGCUGAAGUAGUAAAGUUGCAGAAGGACUAUGAACAAGUCCAAACUCAAGCAAAGAACAUUGAAGCUGAGAUGAGAGAAGUUAAAAAAGAAAAAGAAGACAGUGAUUUAUCUCUGCAGAAAUCAAAUCUCGAUCUUAUUAAUCUGAAAACACAGGUAGAUUCUCUGUACAGAGAAAAAGAUGAACUUUUGUCACGGAUCAGUCAUCUUCAGAAUGAAAAAUCAGAACAAGAUUCUUUUCUAGAAAAGAUGAUAUCUCAGAAUUCUGAAAAUGAAGCUCAUAAUGAAAAAUUAUCUUGGCAGGUGGAAAUAAAAAGGCUGUUAGAUAACUUUAAAGAAAAAGAUAGUAUAAUACAGUUACUGGAAAAGAAGGUUUCAGAAAGCAGCAGACAUGCUGAAGCUCUCGAAUUACAAAUUCAGCAUCAGUCAGCAUCGUUUGAACAAGAAAAUAGAGUAAAGGUUGAAAUGCAAGAACUAAAAAAAACAGCAGAACGUACCAGUGAAAGUAAAUCAACAGAACAACUUCAAAGAAAGUUGCAGGCUGCCUUAAUUUCACGUAAGGAAAUCUUGAAAGAAAAUAAAGCACUCAAAGAAAAUAACGAGUGUUUGCUUGCAGAAAAAGAAAAUGUUUUACAGAGAAUUUAUACUCUUGAAGUUUCACUUGCUGAUCUGAACAAACAGAAGAUAAACUCAGAUACCAUUGUUUCUUCUCUGAGUAAAGAAAAGGAACAACUUACCUCAGAAGCUGACAGACUGCAAAGUGAAAAUCAGAACUUAGUAGCUGCCUGUGAAAGUCUUAAAUCCACAAUGGAGGCAAUAACUCAGGAAAAGAAAGACUUUUCUUUUCAAAUGAAUUCUUUAAAAGACUCUCAGACAGUUGAGUUAUCAGAAUGGAAAGCCAGGUACAGUGAACUAAAGCAGGAGUAUGAGUCUGUUUUGCAAGCUUAUGAAAAUGUUAUCAGGGAAGUUGAUAAAAUGCGAGAGGAUGUUGAAAUCAUGAGAAGAGAGAAGUGUGAGUUGCUUCAUAGCCUUGAUACUGUUGGCUCUGAAAAAAAUCGUUUUGAAAAGCUCUCUCAAGAAGUUGGUGGAGAAAAUGAAAAGCUAAAAGAGCAAAUGAGAUUAUUUACUCAAAGUCAGCAACAGAAAGUGAAGGAACUUGAGGAAGAAAUUAAAAUGAUGAGCAAUGAGGUUGUGUUGGCUGCUGAAAAAGGGCAUACAUAUAAGCAGAUAUCCAUACAAAAUAGAUGCCUUUUGGAAGAAAAUGUGGAGUUGAAAGAAACAUGUGAUAAGCUAAACAAAUUAGUUGAGCAUGUUCAGAAUGAAAACAAACUCAACCUAAGCGAACUAAAUACAGCAAGGUCUACAAUAGAAGACCUAGAAAUGAAAAAUGGUUACUGUCAGUCUGACCUACAGUCGAAAAUGAAUGAAGUUGUUGACAAGAACAUAUCAUUAACUGAAGAAGUCCUUUCUCUAAAGAAGGACAUUGUAAUAAAAUGUGAGACUAUAACCUUGCUGGAGCAAGAAAAAUUCUCUCUCUCUGGAAAACUAAAACAAAUGGAAGAGUUUAUAGAACAAAGAAAUGACUCUGUAUCAAAACUGCAGCAAGAAAUUAGAAAUCUCGAACAAGAGUCCUUACAUUUGGAUGAGAAGGUCCGAAUUUUAGAAGAUGACAAGUCCCUUUUGCAAGAAGAGCUUGAAAAUUUACAAGAACAUUACGAUGAGGUAAAAAAUGAGAAGGAAUAUCUUGAGACGGAGUUACUUAAAAAUUCUAAAAGGACUGACCAGCUGACAGAUGAUUUAAAGGUUCUAGAAAUGCAAAAUAAAUCCCUUUUAACUCGCAUAGACACUUUCAUUUCUGAUAAAUGCAGUCUGAUUCAAGAAAAGGAGCAGCAGCAAUUAAAACUGAUAAGAGAGUUUGAAGAUAAACUUAGGUCUUCUCAGAUAGGGAGUGUUGGAAGUAAAAACCAAACAAGGGAACUGCAGGAUUUGCUUAAGGAAAAACAAAUUGAAAUUAGUCAGUUACAGAAGGAUUCAAUUAGAUAUCAAGAGAUUAUUCUUGAUUUGCAGAAAACGGUAAAAGUGUCCACAUCAAGCCAUGAGAAACUUGAGAAAGAGCUUAACUGCUUUAAAGAAAGAUGUGCAAAAUCAGAUAAUGAUUCUAAUAUCCUGAAGAUGAAACUGCAAGAAUCUGGGCAGCAGAUAAAUAAACUGACUGAUGAGGUAGAAAAUUUUAGGGAAGAACUCCAAAAGCAGAAAAAUGAAACAAACAUUCAAAUCAGAAAAAAAGAAGAAGCAGCGCAGUUGAUUUUCAAACAGCAAAAAUCUCAGCAUGAGGAAACAGUAGCUGCCUUACAAGAAAGGCUUCAUAUUGCAGAAGAGGAACGUGAGAAGGCCAUGAUAAGGGUACAUACAUUGCAAGAAGAUGUGACUGCCAAAGAUGUACAGCAUAAAAAACUGAAAGAAGAAAUUAAUAAUAAUCUGGCAAGACUUGCUGCUUUUGCAAAAAGCAUGUCUUCUCUUCAAGAUGACAGAGACAGAGUUAUUGAGGAAGCUAAGAAAUGGGAAGUAAAAUUUAGAGAUGCUAUUCAAGAAAAAGAAAAUCAGCUUGAUAACAAAAACCAGUAUAUUUUUAAUCUUAAGAAUCUGAUUUCUGGGAAAGAUGUACAGAUUCAAGACCUUCAGAUAAAAGUUACUGGUUUAGAAGAAAGUGUGUUUGAAAUUCAGUCAAAAUUCAAGAAUAUGGAAUUGCAACAGAGAGAUGAAAUAAUAAACACAAAAGAAGAAAGUAAACAACUUUCAGAUAGACUGAAAUGGCAGGAGAAAUCUUUUGCAGACCAGGAGGAUACCAUACAGGAAUUGCUGAAGGAGAAAAAGUCACUUGCCCUUGAACUGGCCAAUGCUAAGUUAUCUUUAAAGCAGAUGGGUGUAUUAGAACAGAAAUUGGCUGAAAAAGAAGGAGAAAUCCAACGCAUUUUGUCAAACAAUGUUGAACUUUCUGCUAAUGUGCAAAAUCAAGUUGCUAUUACUCAAAAACUGAAGACAAUAUUGAACAACAAAGACACUGAAAUUACUCUUUUGAUGUCUUUAAAAGACGGAGAAAUUUCAGAGUACUUGGCACAAGUUCAGAAUCAACACAAAAAUCAGAUAAAUGAGAUUGAAAAUCAGAUGAAACAUUUACACAUGGAGAAAGUGCAAUCAGGUAAAGCUCUGGAGGAGCUCAAGACCAAUUUAGAGAAUUUGCAAAAGAAGCUAGAUAAAGCAUUGAAAGACAGAAAUCAAAUGACUGCAGAAAUUGUUGCUGUUAAGAAGUCUAUGGCUUCACUUCAGAAUGACCGGGAUCGUGUUAUGUGUCAGUAUAAAGAUUUAGAACAGUCAUAUCAUCACAGUAUAAGUAAUAAGGACAGCUCUAUUCAGGAGAUAGAAAUUGAAUGCUGUAAGGUAAAGCAAGAGAUUAGGAGCCUUCACAACCAAAUGGACGAUCUUAAUUCUGAAAAUGCUAUGCUAAAAGCACAAUUAAUAAGGUAUAGGGAGGAUCUGAAUCAGGUCCUAUCUUUGAAGGAUCAUCAGCUGAAAGAAUUACUUAAGCAGCAGCUUGACCGAAUUAAGAAUCUGGAGCAUGAGAAAUAUGAGCUUGAAAAGCAGAUUAAGGAAAAAGAUGGGAUAAGUGCUCAGCAAACUGAAAAUAUCAAAUUUGUAGAAGUAGAAAAUGUAAAGUUAAUUGCACAGAUUAAGGACCUUGAAGCUGUUAUUGCAGCCAUGAAUAAACAAAAUUUAGAAAUUAACAAUGCAAAAAUUACAUUUGAUCACAAGCAAAAUCUGCAGGUAAGGGGGCUGGAAGAACAGAAGGCCCAAACAGAGGAACUACAGCAUAUGGUAAAAAGCAAAGUCAAAGAAACAGAACUGAAAGUUAAGGAUGAUCAGCUUACCUUUAAACACAGUCUUGGCGUUUUGAAGAAUGAAACAGAAAGUGUAGAAGAAAGACUAACUUGGAUGUCUCACAGUCUUAGAUUAACUGAGCAGAAGCUUUUGGAGAUGCAGAAUGUAAAUAAAGAAAUUGCAUCUCAGAAUGAAUCUUUUGGAAAAGCAAUGGCUGCUUUACAGGAUGACCGAGAUAAACUUAUAGAAGAUUUCAAGGUGUUGCAGGCCAGAUAUGCAUCUGAAUUAAAAGAUGAAAGAGCACGAUUAUUCCAUCUUGAAAUGGAACUUAGCAGUGCUCGAUCAGAAACCAACAGCUUGCUGAAUGAAAAAUCUGUUCUCAAGCAGGCAAUUUCUGCUUUGAAAGGCAGUAGUGCUCAGAGUCAUUUGAUUAACCAAGUUGAGAAUCUUCUAAAGACCUUGUCUGAAAAAGAUCUUGAGAUCAGUCAACUCUUAACAGAGUGCAACAGCUACAGGAGACAAAUUACUUCAUUUUCAAGAGCUAUGGCAAGUCUGCAGGAUGACAGAGACAGGCUGUUGCAGGAACUUGGAAAUAAAAAAACACAUCACAAUGUAAAGCAAGAGUCUUUUGCUUCUUGUUCUGGUGCUAAUGAUAGAGCUGUUGCAGUUACUAAGCUACAGUAUGAAGAAACACUGAUGGAUGGAUUUCCUUUAUUCAGAGAUCGUGAAAAUCAAACCAUUUCAAGGGCUGAAAACAGACUCCUGGAACUUGAGAAAGCCUUGAAAGAAGCAAAAUUUGUCCAAGAGCAGAUGGAAUGUGAAAUUGCAUCUUAUCAGGCAGAGCUUGCUGAAUUACGAACUGAAAAGAACCUGUUACUGACAGAGGUUCGAACUGCAAAAGAACACCAUCUUAUGGCCAUGUCUGAAAAAGAUCAUCUGAUUUCUGAGCGGCAGAAGUAUCGCGCUAUAGCAGACAAGGGAUUGAGACAUGUUAGUGACAGUUAUCAUAUUAAGUCUUUAGAGAAGGUCAUCUUGGCUGGGAGUGAAACUUCAGAGCAAAUUGAGCGAGUUUUGACUGAAAAGGACCAUCUUCUUAAUGAAACACAGAGCUAUUUGGAGGAAAUAAAACAGAAAGAGAUUCAGAACCACCAACUCCGUUCCAAGGUAAAUCAUUUAGCAGAAGAGAAUGCAGCAUUGUCCUCCCAGGUAAAAGCAGUGUCUCAGACACUGAGAGAGACUCAGUUACAUUACAGUGACCUGCAGAAUAAUUUCUACCACCUUGAGAGGGAGUACCAGACACUGAGGGCGUCUUUCCAGGAUGUCAGACAUGAUGAAGCAAGAACAGAGGUUCCUCCUGGGGCACCACGAGAACGAGCAAGCGUUCUAGUAGAGCUAGAAAACCAAGAGCUGAGUGAACUCAAGAAAAGGCUAACAGAGACUUUGCAGCUGUAUGACUCAACCCAAGAGGAACUUUCCCACUUAAGUGAAAUUCUGACUGAUGAACGGCUUAGGAGAGAGGUAGCUGAAGAAGCACUGGUACUAGCUGAACAGGAAAUCAAACGGUUUGAUUUGAGUGAGGCCAGGUCUAAGCCAAGAGAAUUCACUAUUCAGUUGGAGUCUGAAGUGGAACAGGAAGCCUUGAUCAUAGAUCCCAGUGAGCAUGUUGUAGUUCGCAAAAUGAAAGGAGGGGCCCACUCAUUGAAAAGGUGGCUCAGAGGGCGAAGUCUCUAUUGUUCUAAGUUGGCGACUUCCAGAGCCAAGUCCCGUUACCUCUUCCUUACAUAUUUACUGUCAUUACACAUCAUUGUUUUUAUGUGUUUGACCGGUUUUAUUUAAAUGUACUGUAUGUGUUUUGGGAGCUAAAUAUUGUGAAUGAAUGCAGUACUUGCCAAAGUGUCUUUCAAUUAAGCUAUGCACUAAAAUCUUUGUAUAUAUGCCUAAAGAAAAGAAUAUGAGAUGUUAAGAGUUUAUCAGAUUUUAUUGUAUAUUGGACAACUGCUGUCACUAGGUGUAUAGUUGUCAAAGAAUGCAUAUAUUUGUAUAAAGACAGAAAGAAGAAAACAGACAUAUGGGAGGGAGGGUGAAAAUAAUUGAUCCGAUAUUGUCUCUUCAGUCUGCCUCAACCUGUGAGUAUUCUAAACUGAUCAGUUCUGGUGCUGUCCCUUUAGAAUCUUGGCUUUUAAACUCAAGCUCCUCUCCCGUAAUGCACUACACUACCUCAUCUUCGCAAAUCUCUUUUGUAACAGUUGAAGUCAGACAUGGUCUUUAGAGCUCCACUCAAGACAAGUCCUUUACAGUUUCUUUUCAGUGUAUUUUUGAUUAUUGCAGUUUUUCUCUGUUGACCUGAACAUUUUACUCACUUCCCUAAACACUUGAAGUAGGUUAUUAGUGGUACUUUCAGGUAUUUACCAAAGUUAUGGUUAGGGCUUGUGUUUGGGGGGGGGGGUUAUACCUUUCCCACCUGUACCUUCCUGGUUUUUGCACUGUUUAUCUUAUUGCUGUGCUUGUUUUGUAUAUGAUUACCGACAGCUUUGAAAAAUCCAAGCUAGAGCUAGUCCAGGCCUUGGAAUUCAUAGAUUGCCAUCUGAACACAACCAGUCAGAUUGCCAGGCUUCCUCGUUCAAGGCUCUCCUCACUCUAUCUUCAGACCUGUCAGGUUCUUCUUGCUCAGAGGCCACCGGCUUCACUUGUACUUAGUUUUCUGGGAUUAAUGACAGCUGUCAUCUCAUUAGUUCCUUUUGUCAGGUUCUACAUGAGGAUUCUCCAGUGGACCUUUUCAGCACAGUGUUCUCUGACAAGUUAUCAUAUGCAGUUUUCCAUAAGAUUGAUCAGUUUGUUGAUGCUACAUUUCUUGGUGAACAACAUCAAAAGUGUAUUGCCAGGGUGGCCCUUUUUUCUUCCCCCUCCCUCGGCCAUGGUGAUCAUGGCCGCUUCCCGUUUAAGAUUGGAGAUUGGUGGGCACUUUGAGGAAAGGACAGACCAAAGUACCUGGUCCCAGUUAGAGAUCAGUUUAUACGUCAGUGUUUUGGAGAUGAGAGAGGUCCUGCUGGUGUUGCAAGCUUUUCACUUCAUAAAUGCCUCCCCAAAGGUGGAAUGUCAGUCCAGACCAGCAAUAUAGCAAUAGUCUAGGAUAUCAGCAAACAGGGCAGAACCCAGUAUUAGCCCCUGUGUCAAGAGGCAGUGAGGGUAUGACGAUAGGUGAUGUCUUCCCAAUGCUUUCUGACUGCAACACACUUUCCGGGGAAAUCCAGCAUCCUAGUGGACAAGUUGAGCAGGAGUAUUGUAAUGCCUCAUAAGUGGUCUCAUUCUUGUCAGUAGCAGCAUAAAUCUUCGGCCACUGGGGCCAACCUUGCUGUGAUCUGUUUGCAACACCUUACAACACAAAGCGCAUCAAGUUUAUUUCCCUGAUUCCCCAGAAGGGGCAGUCACCAAGAGAUGCUGUAGUCCACGUUUGGCCCCUGGGUCUCCUCUGCACAUUACACUUACAUUUUACUGAAAGUAGCUUGGUACAAGGUGACUCUUUGUGCUAGACUAAUGACAACUGGAGUUUUUUAAGCCUAGCCAUGCACCCUAAAUUAAAUCGGCAACAUUUAUUAAGAGCAGUGUCAAGCCAUUUUGUAUUGUUUGAGGUUAAUAGGUAAAUAGUAGGCAAUCUGUCUGCAGAUUAUUACAUGUCUAGCCAAUAAUUGGGCAGUGACCAAAGGUGAGCAUUAAGCCUUUUAUCUUGUGUCUAGGAGGUAAACACCUUAAUCAUUAUGCUAACCCCCAGCCAUAUGAUCUUCAUUACUCUCUUCUGGCCCAGACAAGUUUGAUGCCCCUUCUGAGACUUUACCUGGUUGACCGUCUUUAACUUCUGGAUCCAGUCCCAUAUCUAAUCUCUUACCUGUUGGGUCCCACCCGGAUCUCAAAUUCCUCAAACUAAUCGCACAGUUUCCCCACUUACACUGAUGGCCAGGAAUCCCAGGCUGUCUUCCAGAGUGGUGCAUAUAUUUUCCACCAGAAAAUUUAGGAGAUUUAGUAUUUGGGCCAUUUCUAAAGGUCUGGACCCAUCUUCAGCACCCUUUGAUGUAGGUGAUUUAUUUUCAGUUAGGGGCAAGCUGUUCAGUUGGCAAGGAAGAGUUAGCUGCUAUCUCUAGUUUUCAUGUUGGUUAAGAUCAUUCUUCCAUAGCUUCCCUGAGACUUUCUAAAGCCUUUUUGAAGGAGGCAUUUUUUUGUCUGGUCCUUGAGAUAUCCAUUUCCUCCCUGGUACCUGUCUUUGUAUUUUGUGUUAACAGAGAUUCAUGUUGAGCUUACUGUAAAUGCAGGCCUAAAGUAUAUAUUUUGGAAAAUUCAGUUUUGUGUUGUAGUGACUUCUACUAAUUAAGUAUAUGAACUUCAGGCUUUGUCCUGUAAGUGUCCUUAUAUAAUUUCUCACAAGUACAUGGUAUCAUUAUGAACUAAUCCAGCCUUUUGCCUAAGAUGGCCCGAGUCCAGCUGAAACCAGUGUAUUCAUUUGCUAGUGUUUUUCCUCAGUGUUCAGUAAUAAGGGCAAAUACAUUCUUCACUGUUUGGAUAUCCAAAGACAAUUAAAAUUUUGGUUACACAGAAUGAAAGACAUAAGGAAAUCUGAGCAUGUUUUGUCCUUUUCCAGAGUUACACAAGGAAAAAGGGUGUUGGUGACUUUGUUCAGAUGGUUUACUGAGUGUAUUCUUUUGUUUACAAGAAUUAUGGGUUGUCCUUAUCAUUCAAACCAAAAGCUCCUUUCACUAGAGCAGUUACUACCUUUUUAGCCACUCUUCUUCAGACAAAAUUUGUUCAGCAGUUACUUGGCCUAAUACUCGUACCUUUGUAAGUUAUUGUAAACUUGACGUUCAGUCUAAGUUAAGGACUACUUUUGACUCCACCAUUUUCUGGAACAUUCUUUCUUAGUAUCACCUGGAUAAGCCUGUCUGGGGACUGUGUCUCACUGAUUGAGGCAGACAGAAGACAAAACAGUGGAUAUGAAUGUUUUGCACUUACCGUAACACUAGAUCCAUUUGUUUUCUUCUGUCCAUCUAACAUCCCCUCCGUCUGUCUCCCAUCCAAACUGUCAUUUGUGAUUUUUGGCUCCUAGUGGACUUUGCAAGUCUUUCUGAAAUUUUCUGCAGCUAGAUCCCUUUGGAUCUUGCGUUGAUGUUUUUCAGAGGUUUUUUGUACAGGGAUCGUGUAUGCUGGGGUAAACUCAAUCUGAGGAGAUGAGGUAAUACAGGAAAUUGUGGGAAGGCAGAUUGAGUUUUGGAGAUAAGAUUCUAGAGUGCCAUCAUCGGAGCCAGUUGGAUCCAGUGACUCGCAGGCUGAGAGAGAUGGAAGAAGACAAUACGAUCUGAUGUUAUGGGAAGUACAUAAGCUUCAUUUAUAGCACCUUUCCAAGUGACAGCUAUUCAAAAAUGUUUAUUUUAAAAUUGAUAAAAAUAUCUACACUACUGGAAAAUGCUGCUGAGUUCUACAUGUAAAUUAAAUUGUUAUAUAUAUAUAUAUAUAUAUAUAUAUAUAUAUAUAUAUAUAUAUAUAUAUAUAUAUAUAUAUGGCAUUUAUUUAAUAAUGUGCAGACACUGUAAAUUGUAAAGUUGAAUGGUUACAGACUUCCUGUUUGCAGCAAGAAGUCACACCAAGUGCAAUAAAGAAUGUUCUAUUUGUGUCUUUUGUUUGACACAGUA